AUGGAGCACACUGGGAUCGAGGAGGUGAACCAGACGCACCAGCAGCAGCAUGAACCCAUCAGCUUCGGCAUCGACCAGAUCCUCAACAGCUCGGACCAGUCCAGCGGCUGCAUGCUCCCCAACCGGACCGGUGACCCGGAUUACGCGCUGGCCUCUAAUGUCUACAGCAACGGGUACAACAGCGUCUACAACCCGGCCUGCUCCAUGGCAGCAGCGGCGGGUUUAGCCGGCUCCUAUAAUGUCAACAUGAACAUGAACGUCAGUAUGAACAUGAACAUGAACGUUAACGUGAACUCUGGAGGCGCAGGUGGGGUAAUUCGGGUGCCGGCGCACAGGCCCAUGCCGCCUCCGCCACCGCCACCCGCCGCUGCUGCUCCUCAUCCACCCCCAUCGACUCAUCCACCGGGCAUCGGACCCGGCAUCCCCUCGGUGCCGGGGAUGGGAAUGGGGAAUGCAGCAAACUUCACAUUUCCGUGGAUGGAAAGCAGCAGAAGAUUCGCCAAGGACAGAUUAACAGGGGAGCAGGCAGAGGAGAGCCGAGCCGGAGAGGCCACAGGGGGGCCGGGGGCCACCGGAUCCCUCUGUCCUCUCCCCAAGGGAGACAUCGGCAGGGUCCCUGUCUGGAGCACGGUGGAGACAUUAGCCAAAUGUUAUUACCCCGAGCUUGCCCACCUGCGAGACGGCAAUGGCCUUCUAGCAGACUAUCCUUUUCCAAAGGGUGCUUGCCCAGCUGCCCUCUCGCCCUUUUCUGUGACCCGUCGAAUCGGCCACCCGUACCAGAACCGGACGCCACCUAAGAGGAAAAAGCCUCGCACCUCCUUCAGUCGGGUGCAGAUCUGUGAGCUUGAGAAACGUUUUCACCGACAGAAGUACCUGGCAUCGGCCGAGCGUGCCACCCUGGCCAAGGCGCUGAAGAUGACAGAUGCACAAGUUAAGACCUGGUUUCAAAACAGGCGGACAAAAUGGCGGAGACAGACUGCGGAGGAGAGGGAGGCUGAGAGGCAGCAGGCCAACCGGCUGAUGCUGCAGCUUCAGCAGGAAGCUUUCCAGAAGACGUUGAGCCAGCCACUGCAGCCGGACCCACUCUGCCUGCACAACUCCUCCCUCUACGCCCUGCAGAACCUGCAGCCCUGGGCAGAAGACAAUAAGGUGACCUCCGUCACCUCUGUAGCAUCUGUAGUGUGA
Molecule: messenger RNA, 1185 nt
Organism: Pelmatolapia mariae (spotted tilapia)
Lineage: Eukaryota; Metazoa; Chordata; Actinopteri; Cichliformes; Cichlidae
Gene: tlx2
Product: T cell leukemia homeobox 2
Exons: 4
Coding region: 1-1185 (394 amino acids)
Biological process (GO): regulation of transcription by RNA polymerase II; animal organ development
Cellular component (GO): nucleus
Molecular function (GO): RNA polymerase II cis-regulatory region sequence-specific DNA binding; DNA-binding transcription factor activity, RNA polymerase II-specific
Source: RefSeq, a predicted model, not a curated record